UCUUGUUUGUGUGAUCUUAGUAGCCAUUGUGUGUUUAAGCAACGAACCAUUUAACAAAAAAUCGCCGAUGUUUGUUCUAAUGAUACUUCUUUUAUCGUCUGCAAUUUAGUUUUAGCAAUACCGCAAGAACCUGAAUUAAGUGAAACUGAAGUAAUAAAAAGAUAGAACUUGCGGGGUAAAAGUUGGUCAAUAGAAAUAUUUCCGCGAAAGUUAUUGGAUCUAAAUGACUGUGGAAGAUGUAUUAAAUAGAAAACCGGAUCCGUAAAAAAGAGAUAUUGGGACCACGAGCUAAAUCUUUGGUAAACAACUCGAAAGUGCAUAUUGUUCGCCUUCCACUUCUGAAAAAAUCUCAGACAAGGAAAAUUGCACAUUCAUCAUGCUAAGAAAGUUGAUUUUAACAGUCCUCUUCUGUUUACCGCUGGUGUACGGGUAUCCAAGCGGGGCCCCACCAUCAGCUUGUGACAACAUGGUACCGGGACAUGGAAGUAACAAACCACAACCAAAUGAUACUUCACCUUACCAGAUUAUUCAAGAGACAGACAGCUAUAAUCCUGGAGACCACAUCGCAGUAUAUGUAAAUUCUCCGGUUGAUACACCGUUUAAAGGUUUAAUGGUACAAGCUUUUGAUCCUGAUACUGGCGACACAAUCGGAAAAUUCAUGGAAGGAAAUGGUCUACAUGACAUAGAGAAAUGUUCCAGUAUGACUCAUUCUGAUCCAAGCGACAAAAAAUCAGCUACUCUUAUCUGGAUUGCACCAGAUGACAAAUCUGGUAAAGUAAAUUUCAGGUAGGGCAAAAUCGUUUCA
This is a messenger RNA of Parasteatoda tepidariorum (common house spider), 805 nucleotides long. Its product is annotated as putative defense protein 3. Gene Ontology annotation, cellular component: membrane. Lineage: Eukaryota; Metazoa; Arthropoda; Arachnida; Araneae; Theridiidae. The record is from RefSeq and is a predicted model, not a curated record.